UCCAAACCGAGCGUAGUUUGGACGGAUGAUAGCCAAAACCCUGGAAGCAACCCUAAAGCGUGGAAGUUCAAGCGUCUCAAUGGAAAUGGAAAUCGAUCCUCCGAAGAAGCCAGAAGUCGGAGCAGAAGCAAUCAAGAACGAUGACUUCUUGAAUGCCGCCGAAAAUGGCGACUCUUCCUUCUUCGAAGCUCUCUCACACGAUCAGCUUCUCAAAGCCCUCUCUCUCAGGAACGAAGAUUGCCGCUCGCUCCUCCACGUCGCUGCCUCUUCAGCUCACCCCAAGGUUGUGAAGAUACUAUCAGCUGCAGAUCCAUCUGUAACUGGUAUAAACAGUGCGGAUGAGGAGGGCUGGGCGCCACUUCAUUCCGCGUCUAGCAGUGGGAAUGUAGAAAUUGUGGAGAUUUUGGUCAGCAGUGGGGCUGAUGUUAAUUUGAAAAAUAAUGGCGGUCGUACUGCUCUUCAUUAUGCUGCUAGCAAGGGUUGGUUGAAAAUAGCUGAAAUUCUACUUUCACAUGGUGCAAAUAUCAAUUUGAAGGACAAGGUUGGAUGCACCCCUUUGCAUCGUGCAGCAAGCACAGGGAACUCAGAGUUGUGUGAACUUUUAAUUGAGGAAGGAGCUGAGGUUGAUGCUAUUGAUAAAGCAGGUCAAACUCCCCUAAUGAGUGCAGUAAUAUGCGAAAACAAAGAGGUAGCUCUCCUUCUGAUACGGCAUGGAGCGAAUGUGGAUGUAGAGGACAAGGAAGGUUAUACUGUGCUUGGUAGGGCUUCUGUUGAUCUUAGACCAAUAUUGAUUGAUGCUGCUAAGGCCAUGCUUGAAGAAUGAACUUUAUUACUAAUUGUGUUUAAAUGGUAACUCUGCUUAAGUGGUUCAAAGUCUCAACUAUUGAACUUUUUUUUGCCUGGAUGACAUCUCUGACUUGUACCAAAGAGGGUCCUGAAAAGGAAGUAACCUAACAAUUGAAGUGUUUUUGUAACCAACUCUGUAGUUUCCAAUUGGUCAAGAUAACGAAGCAUAUAUUUCAAAGGAAUGAAGCAGUACUCACACCUGUGUGAUGGAUGGUUUAAU
This is a messenger RNA of Camellia sinensis, 1066 nucleotides long. RefSeq names its product Ankyrin repeat family protein. Gene Ontology annotation, cellular component: nucleus. Lineage: Eukaryota; Viridiplantae; Streptophyta; Magnoliopsida; Ericales; Theaceae. The record is from RefSeq and is a predicted model, not a curated record. Gene Ontology annotation, biological process: positive regulation of transcription by RNA polymerase II. Gene Ontology annotation, molecular function: transcription cis-regulatory region binding; protein binding.